AUGGUCGCUCCUACUCGCUCCACCAGCCCCAUUAAUCAUGCGCUCAUUAAUAUCUUUAUGAGCCAGCAAGCUAAGCGCAUCACAGUUACGUUGCUUCUACUAUGCAAACAAAUCGCUGCCGAAGCUCUCCCGUUGCUGUAUGCUCAGCCUACAUGGAAGGCGUCCUGUCGUCUCGAAGCACUCGCAAGUCAGAUAGGAACCGACAAUUUUGGCUUGAUCAAGCGCAUAUCUGUCGACGCGGAUGACCUCUCCUCGCUUAUUAGCAGUUUGAUCUUAGACAUACAGGAGAAUGAGCCGAAGUUGCGCUCUUCUCUCGUCCUACCUGGCGUUGAGCUCAAAACUGAACCAGGGUUUCAAGGUCGAAUAGACUCCAUGAUAGCAGAUUCGCCUGCCUCAGGGUUCGACCUAGGCGCAAGUCCUCCCAGAUCCAGGAGACUGAGGUUCUCGAACCUCGAAGCGCUAGAGGUCGAAGCAUACCAGACCAUAGCUCUCACUAAUCGUGGAAGUAGACGGACUCGAAAGGAGGCGCUCCGACUAUGCGACUUUGCCCGCCAGAUAUUAUUAUACCAUCCUGUCCUAAAUCAAUUGGUGCAGCAAGGUGGAUUUGGCCGAGGAGGGUCUGACGCGAUCGACCUUGAGAUGGGCCGUGUUCGAUGGCGAUUUCUUCGCAAUACGGGCAAGGAACGUCCUAGCAUGACUGUUCAUGAGCAUGAGGUUGACCUUGAUCAGCUGGAGGAUAUGCUGAGAGCCUUGAUUGAGAUGGAUGACGAGGAUGAGAUCAAUAGACGGCGAGAGAAAGAGGGCGUUGCUGGGUGGACAGAUGAGGGAUUUCGACAGUAUCCAUAUCUGUCAUCAUUGUGA
This is a messenger RNA of Lithohypha guttulata, 861 nucleotides long. RefSeq lists its product as uncharacterized. Lineage: Eukaryota; Fungi; Ascomycota; Eurotiomycetes; Chaetothyriales; Trichomeriaceae. Bases 1 to 861 code for a protein of 286 amino acids. The record is from RefSeq and is a predicted model, not a curated record. The transcript is spliced from 2 exons.